AUGUGCCCUGGUCUGGUGUAUAAAAAGGUCUCGUUCUCGCGCUGGGUUAUCAGAUCGUUCCGAACAGAGCACAAGUUCGCCUCCUCUUCUAGAUAUCUGCCUUUACACACCAGCAUGGGGUUUACGUCAAAAUGGCUACUUGGUGUUGCAUACACAGGAGCCUAUCUGACUCUCUUCGUCGUGGCAAUGCAGCAACAUGUGAUAAUGGCCAUGACUCCUUACAUCACUAGUGGCUUCUCCUCACAUUCGUUGAUCCCGGUCAUCUCCCAGAUGGCCUUUAUCAUUCUGGGCAUUGUCUCGCUGGCCGUGUCCCGACUUGUUGAUCUAUGGGGGCUGGCCCAAGGUUUCGGUCUCAUGGUUCUGGCCACCAUUUUAGGAUUACUGCUCAUGAUGUUCUGCCGGAACAUAGAAAUGUAUACGGCAGCCGUGGUUAUCCAUGAAAUUGGUUACGGCGGCAUCCUCUACACUCUCCUUGUCUUUGUGACGCAGAACGCAAAGUUCAAAUACCGUCCCCUCGCAAUUGCUUUCACCAAGGUCCCCUACAUCGCAACCACCUUUGCCGGGCCGAGGGCCGCAGAGGCCUUCUAUAACCGCGGUCUGACGAAAUGGGCUUUUGGUUCUUUUGUCAUUAUUCUGCCUUCGAUUGCAGGGCCACUUUUCUGUAUUCUCCUGUACAGCCAAUGCAAGAUGAGCGCCACAUCUUCGUUUCUGGAAUCACACAAUCAGCAGGUGAAGAGCGGCUUCUUUGGCACCUUGCUCCGCUACCUGAAGGACUUUGAUGUUGUCGGCAUCUCCCUCGCCUGUUGGUUCUCGUAUUUCACGUCUCACCUCCAGGUUGUCCACAAUAUGGGCAUUGGCGAGGCGGGCUACCUGGCCAACACAAACUACGUUGGUACGGGAGUGGCAGCCGUCGUGGCUGGAAUUUGUAUGCGUUAUCUUGGUCGCGCGCGGACGACUACUCUGGCAGCCUUAUCUAUAUACACUCUCGGCACUGGGAUGAUGAUCCAGUUCACGUCGUCAGGGUCAUCAUCAGCCCUCGGAGGUGUCAUCGCAUCUCAAGUGCUCAUUUCUCUUUCAGCGGGCAUUCAUGCUGUCGGCGCAAACAUUGGCGCCUUGGACGGGGCCUCACAGUCCACCCUCUCAAUGCGGCUCGCGCUCGUCUAUUUGUCCAGCAUGAUUGGCUCCUCCAUCGCGCUCGCCAUCUCGGGCGCCAUCUGGACUAAUACAUUGCCUGCGCGUCUAGCGUCUAAUCUUGCGGGUUUGGGGCUGACGUCUCAGGAAGAAACCUCCAUCUACGGCUCCCUGAUUGUCCAAUUGUCCUACGACCUUGGAACCCCUGUGAGGGAUGCUAUCAUCCGCUCAUAUAGGGGCGUGUUUAGAAUCCUGAUGAUUGUCGCCACUGCGACGUCCGUGGUAUCUUGGGUCGGUGCUCUGAUGAUGCGCGAUAUCACUGCUGGCGAUCGGGAUGCCAAAGAGGAAGAGUCGGAGCUGGAGCAAUCCCAUCACACCAGGGGUGAUACUGUGGCUAUCUCGGAAAAGUAG
Messenger RNA from Fusarium keratoplasticum, 1542 nucleotides. RefSeq lists its product as uncharacterized. Gene Ontology annotation, molecular function: transmembrane transporter activity. The transcript has 7 exons. Gene Ontology annotation, biological process: transmembrane transport. Lineage: Eukaryota; Fungi; Ascomycota; Sordariomycetes; Hypocreales; Nectriaceae. The coding region runs from base 1 to 1542 and encodes 513 amino acids. The record is from RefSeq and is a predicted model, not a curated record.